This is a messenger RNA of Hippoglossus stenolepis (Pacific halibut), 6636 nucleotides long. It is a transcript of the gene prkcg, whose product is annotated as protein kinase C, gamma. Gene Ontology annotation, biological process: protein phosphorylation. The record is from RefSeq and is a predicted model, not a curated record. Gene Ontology annotation, molecular function: zinc ion binding; diacylglycerol-dependent serine/threonine kinase activity; ATP binding. The transcript is spliced from 17 exons. The coding region runs from base 1264 to 3378 and encodes 704 amino acids. Lineage: Eukaryota; Metazoa; Chordata; Actinopteri; Pleuronectiformes; Pleuronectidae.
UCUCCCGACUUCCCCCGUGGUUCAUGUCUGAAAUGUGUAUAAAGACACACUAACAGUGGUGUUAAGGUUCUUUUCUGACUCUGGGCAAGAAGGUGAACAGGUUCAUCCAGUAAAUGUGAAACUCAAUUUUAGACUUGGUUUGUGGUUCAUGUGAACGAAUGUAAAUCUACUUCCUCCUAAGUGUGUUUGUAUGUGUGCAUAUAUGCAUGUGUGUGUGUGUGUGUGUGUCCUUGACGGUACGUGGUCGAUAGCCAGACAAACGGGCCCUCUCUCUUCCAAACGACAGGUCCCAGCAGACUGAGCUGACCUGGUUUCAGUGCACAGCGGAGCCGAGUUAUCGCGCCACCGCUUGCUCUGAUCUCAGAACAAAUUCUAAACGCGCUGAGCUUCCUGUAACUGCACUGUUGCAAAAUAGAUCAACAGGCCUGUUUAUUUCACAGGCCCGCUCUCACGCUUCAGUCGUCUUGGAUCUGCUGCAAACCUCUGCCACUUGCAACAGUUUAUUUCCACUUUGAAUCAGCCAUUUCAUGGAGUCUCCACAAGAGAAGCUCUCUGCUGCUUUUUCGCCCAUCUCCUCAUCUCCUCUCCCCCCUUUUCCACUCGCCGUCUGGCUCGAGAGGAAGUGAGAGACAGUUGGUGCUCGCUUGUCUGUACUGUAGGCUAUUGGUAGUGGCAAAAUGGCAGCUUCGGUCUCAUCUGUCCUCCUUCCUCUACCUCCCUCACCCUCUCCUCUGAGAGAAGUAACCCAGAUUUUAAAAUGAAUUCCCCUCAAUCUUUCUCCUCUCUCUCUCUCUAUCCUUCUCUCUGUGUCUCUCUCUCUCUCUCGCUCUCUCUCUCUCUAUCUCUCCUUCUGUCUCUCCAUCUCUCGUCCUCUUCUUAGUAAAAACAGAAUCAAUCUUGGAAAGAGAAUACCACCUCUCUAUCUCGUCCUCCUCCUCACCCUGCCUCUGGGUUAACGGAUAUAUACCAGUUCACUCUUCUCUUUUUGUUUCCUAGAAAGCUAGAGUCUCUCGGAACGUUUGUUGCUGUCUCUUUUUUUACGCAUUUUUCUUUAUUCUUUCUUUUUUUUUAUUUUGGCUGACUCUUCUCCACUGCACCGCUUCGCUGGGUUUUUCUGUCUCUUCUCUCCAUCUUUCUCCCCUUUUUUUUCUAAGGUGACCAGCUACAGGUGUGACACUUUAGCCUUUUGUUUGAGGUGAACCAGACAAAGAGAAUAGAGAGGAGGAGAAGAAAGCUGCCCUUCAGUCCACAGAUUCAGGCAUCAUGUCUACCCCGGUCUCCCCUUCCCCCUCGCUCUCCCCGUUGACACUGGCCUCCCCUACAUCAGCAACCUCCCCCGGUGCUUCCCCUUUGCCCUCGCCCCUCUCCCCUCCACCCAGAGUGCCCGUGUUCCAGAGGAAGGGAGCGCUCAAACACAAGAGGAUUGUGGAGGUGAAAGACCACCAGUUCACGGCACGCUUCUUCAAACAGCCCACCUUCUGCAGCCACUGCACCGACUUCAUCUGGGGCAUUGGCAAACAGGGAUUCCAGUGUCAAGUGUGCAGUUUUGUGGUGCACAAACGAUGCCACGAGUUUGUGACCUUCACUUGUCCGGGCUCCGUUGCGGCCCCCAGACCAGAAGACCUAAAGAGUCAACACACAUUUAAGAUCCAGACCUACUCCAGUCCGACCUUCUGUGACCACUGCGGCUCGCUGCUGUACGGCCUCAUACACCAGGGCAUGAAAUGCACCUGUUGUGACAUGAACGUCCAUCGGCGAUGUGAGACGAGUGUUCCCAGCCUCUGCGGUGAGGACCACACAGAGAAGAGAGGAAGAAUCCACCUGACAGUCAGAGGAGACAAGGAGGACGUCUAUGUCACAGUGCUGGAGGCUCGUAACCUGAUGCCCAUGGAUCCUAAUGGCCUGUCAGACCCCUAUGUUAAACUGAAAUUGAUUCCGGACCCAAAGAGCCACAGCAAACAAAAGACCAAGACCAUUCGCUCCACACUCAAUCCCGUCUGGAAUGAGAGUUUCAUUUUCUCAGUGCGUGGUCACCAGUGGGACAGGCGACUCUCUGUGGAGGUCUGGGACUGGGACCGCACGUCCAGGAACGAUUUCAUGGGGGCGCUGUCAUUCGGGGUGAGUGAGAUCUUCAGGCGUCCCAUCAGCGGCUGGUUCAAACUGCUGGCCCAGGAUGAGGGAGAGUACUACAACAUCCCUGUGCCAGACCCGGACCUGCAGGAGCCUCAGCUGGAUGCCUCAACACCCUCUCUGCCUCAAGCAGUACCUGCCCCGCUGUCUGAACCCUUCCCUACGGCCCUGUCCCCGACCCCUGUCUCGCCCUGUCCACCCGUCCACACCCCCCUCCCCAGCAUAGUCAAAGUGGGCAUCCACGACUUUAACUUCCUCAUGGUGCUGGGCAAAGGCAGCUUUGGCAAGGUGCUGCUGGCGGAGGAGAGAGGCAGCGAGCGUCUGUUCGCAGUCAAAGUGUUGAAGAAAGACGUUCUCUUCCAGGACGAGGACACGGAGAGCGCCCUGGUGGAGCGGAGGGUCCUGGCGCUCUCCUCUCGCCCUCACUUCCUCACAUCGCUCUACUGCGCCUUCCAGAGUGAGGACCGCCUGUAUUAUGUGAUGGAAUAUGUCAACGGAGGAGACCUGAUGUUCCACAUUCAGAUAGUUGGCAAGUUCAAAGAGCCUCAUGCAGCGUUCUAUGCAGCAGAGAUAGCGGUGGGCCUCUUCUACCUCCACAGCAAAGGCAUCAUCUACAGGGAUCUGAAGCUGGAUAAUGUGCUGCUUGACAGCGAGGGCCACAUAAAGAUAGCCGACUUUGGGAUGUGCAGGGAGGGCAUGUUCGAGGGCGACACCACUCGCACCUUCUGCGGCACCCCUGAUUACAUCGCCCCCGAGAUUGUGGCAUACCAGCCCUAUGAUAAAGCCGUGGACUGGUGGUCUUUUGGGGUGCUGCUGUAUGAAAUGCUGGCAGGACAGCCCCCGUUUGAUGGUAUUGAUGAGGAGGAGCUGUUUCAGUCCAUCAUGGAGCAGAGCUUGUCGUACCCCAAGACUCUCACCCGUGAAGCUGUUGCCAUCUGCAAGGGACUCCUGACAAAGCACCCUGCGAAGCGUCUGGGCGGAGGAGAGGACGCUGAGAGAGAGAUUAGGGAGCAUCCGUUCUUCCGCUGGAUUGACUGGGACCGUCUGGAGAGACUGGAGAUCCCGCCGCCCUUCAAACCCAGAACUGGCGGGAAAAAAGGUGAAAACUUCGACAAGUUCUUCACUGCAGCUCCGUCGGUGCUCACUCCCUCCGACCCGGACAUAAUGGAGGCCAUCAACCAGGAAGACUUCGAAGGCUUCUCCUUCCUCAACCCAGAAUUUGCCCCCUCGCCUCUCACCGCUGUUUGAAAAUAGCUCCCACACCCCUUUUAAAUGUAAUCCCCUUAUUAAUAGUAGUUUUAUAACAGAGACAUUGAAACUCCUCUCAUAUUCAGAUUCUGACGUUUACAUAAAACUGCCAAGACACCUUUGUAUCCAUGCACUCUAUUCGAUGUAUGUAUUUCAUCUAGAUAGUCUCAGAAUAUGCAGAGAUAUGCAAUUAUUAUAGAUUCCCAUUUUAGAGUUUCUGUUUUUGUAAGACGUCCAUUAACUUGAUAUCAGACGGCUGUAGUGUGACUGUAGUAUGAGCACAUACUGUACUUCACCUGUAUGCAUGCACUGUUUGUAGAAUGAACUACUAGGAAUAGAUUAUCCAAGAAAGAUAGACAACCUAUUUAUUUUCAACAUUUACCACUGUUUUGAUGACCAUCAUCUUGUGUUGUAGAAGCCAAACAAAGACAUGGUUCAACUCCAGGUAGCGGGCAAAACAAGUCUGUCCAUUUUUUAUCAUUUUUCAUUUCAUAAGCAGGAGUUUUCCUAAGAGGUCUGCUCCAGUUUAACACGGCACAGUAGCUCGGCAUCCGAACCCCUUUCAAUAUCUCAAUAUCUGCGAUGCGAGCUGCAUGGGCAACAAUGGCCUCCCGUGGAAGUGCUCAGUCAGGAUCCUGUGGCCCCGGCUGGACCUCUCGGUUAACGUCACACCAGCGACCUCCUGUGACCCAGUGAGACAGUGAAACAGCUCAGCGGGCACGAUGUGACGGUUAAUGUAGGAUACAGCGCUGCCCUGCAGCUCAGUCACACGCGGCCAGGAGGCGGUCCUCACAUUGCUGCACCAUUUUUUUCUUCACAGAUUAGUUUUUCCUCGUGUUUUUCUCCUAUUACUCCUCUGCAAAGUAUGGAAUUAGGCCUUGCAAAUGACAGUAUAUGACCUCCUUUUGAAACCUUACAUUUGCACUGAAAUAUUUUUUGCUUAUUUGGAAAAAAAUGCCUCUGCACGCAACUAAAACAGGAGGAUUGUCAGUUUGCACAGGUACAUAUACUUGUGUAUUUUAGUGGUGUAGAGCAUGAGGCUUUUUGCUGUGUAAUGACACCCGCAGCAUUGAUUAGGGAGUAAUUAAAAGUGAGACUCGCCGGGACUGUUCAAUACAUGGAAAAAUAAUAGCAGCAGUGUCAUUAAACCCUAUCUGAGCGGGGCAGGUGGCAGCAAACGUACAGUUUAAUAAUCCCAUUACAGCGCUCUUAUCUCACAAAGCAGACGGUCAUUUCACACACAAAUCUGCUUCUCUAUGACUUUUUUUUUCUGUGAAGGCAAAAAGAUCCAUUUAGCAAUUUCUCAUCCCCGGGAGAAGAAUCCUCCUUUUUUUUUGUUUUAAGUGCUGAUGUCCAUGCGCCUGUAACUGGUGAGAGCGGUCCAUCUCUUCGCCUUACCUUUGUUUGACACACUUACGUAACAACAUGACAUUUACAGUAGAUAUUUCAAUCAAUGAUAGAUAAGCAAUAGAUCAUUUAUGUAUAUUUGUUGGUUGAGUUAAUUUCUGUUUUUACGUGCUGGAAAAAAGAACGUUGAAAUAAAGUCCCGUGGGAAAAGAAAGUCAUGAAACGAGGACGGCGAGGUGUUUCCUUCUGUGAUGUUUGUGUGAAGCCGCUGAGAAACAAACAUGCAUCAGCUUUGUCUUCACCACACGCCUCUUUGUCACGCUCACUUUUCACACAUACUCACAAGUGCAAUCGCAGCAAUGUACACACACACACACACACACACACACACACACACACACACACACACACACACACACACACACACAGAAGAUGCUGACCCCUCUAUUUACUGGGGUGCUGUAGUUGUCGAAGCAGCAAAACCACCUCUCAGGCAUCACACUCUCCCUCCCGUCUCCUCCUCCUCCUUCUUUCCCGUCGUCCUCCCUCCCUUCUGCUCCUCCCUCCCUCCCUCCCUCCCCUCCAGCAUCAUGAUGGGACUAAUAUCCCCAUAGAGAUCUGAGUUAUAACAAGUUGACCUUCACUUUAAAAUCUCAUCAACUAACAAUCUCCCUCUCCACCUCCCUCCCCUCCUCUUUAUCUGCCCUUCAUCUCUGUCUCUCUCUCUCUCUCUCUUCCUCCUCUGUUUGUCUUCUGUGUCAGUGCCGCACUGUAAAUGCUUUACUGUGUUGUUUCCUCUCGUCCUGUGUAAAGUGUAGAAUUUAUUGUGGUUGCUGUUAUCUCUCUGAAAUACCCCCGCUGUCUUGUGUUAAAACAAGUGUCUCGUCUUGUUGUAUUUCAUCAAUAUUAUGAUCUGUUUUACACGUAUACUUAAUAUUCUCUAUCAUGGUUCACAAGACAGGGACACACUGAAAGGGCUGCAGAGGACAAACACAGAUAAACUCAGUUUGUGCUGCGAUAUAGUUUGAAAGAUUUAAGCUACAAUAACUAUAAAAAAUAAUUAAUAAAUAAAUAAAAAAUAAUGUAAAAGUGAAUUUUUACUGCCAAACAUCUGGAUGAACAUCCAGAUGUUCUUUGUGUAGAUCAUUUUUACUAAUCAUGUCCAGAUGUUUUUAUGAGUUUCUGUGAGGAGGACAUUUCGAGACAUAUCUUUUAUGAUGGCAGAUGAGACUUAUUAAUAAUCUCUGUAACACACAAUAGUUGAAUAAAAUCAAACUGAUGCAUUUCACACUUAAUUUUCUUCAUCUUUAAAGAAAAUAAAACAGUUAGAAACAUUUUCUUCUGAAAACUAUGAAUCCUAUUCGUUUUUUUCUUCAUGUAUUUUUCAAUAUGAUAUAAAUCUGUUUUUGACGUCUCAUUUCAACUCCACACAACAACCUUUACUCCAACCUUGACAUUAUAUGACUUUGUGCGAGCUGGACCUCUAAUGCCCACUGAUCGGAGCUGUGUGUGUGUGCGUGUGUGUGUGUGUGUGUGUGUGUGUGUGUGUGUGUGUGUGUGUGUGUGUGUGUGUGUGUGUGUGUGUGUUGUGUGUGUGUGUGUGUGUGGGUGUGUGCAAACCAUCACUCACUGUCACUGUGACAUGAUAUCAUCCCUCAUCUUCACCACUGCCUCUUCUUCCUCCAGCUCCAUCCCUCCUCUGUUUCUGUCUCUCAUUGUCACACACACACCCCUCUCCUCCUGUGCUCAUGCCCUGAGGUCAGAGUGUGCUGCAGAGUAUUGAUAUCGUUACUAAAAAUAUAGGGUUCCUCCACCAGCCGGCUAAAAAUAGAGCAAAGGACAUAGACCACAGGAGACAUGGGAGGAGGGGGGCUGAAGAAGAGGAGGAGCGGGAUGAAGAGAGAGGGAGAG